This is a messenger RNA of Funneliformis mosseae, 358 nucleotides long. Lineage: Eukaryota; Fungi; Glomeromycota; Glomeromycetes; Glomerales; Glomeraceae. The record is from the annotation of a GenBank genome assembly.
UGAUAACUCUGCUAUUAACCCACCUAAUCCAGACCCAAGCCAUGACCCUGCGACAGCUAUACUUCGAAAGAAGCCAGCACCAAAUAAAUUAAUUGUUGAUGAUGCUACAAACGAUGAUAACUCUGUAAUGUCGCUUUCCACGGCUACCAUGGAAAAACUACAGCUUUUCCGUGGUGAUACCGUUUUGAUCAAAGGGAAAAAAAGACGUGAUACUGUAUUAAUCGUUUUGGCAGACGAUUCAUGUGAUGACACAAAAGUGAAAAUUAAUAAAGUUGUAAGAAAUAAUCUUCGUGUGCGACUCGGUGAUGUGGUCGCAAUUCAUCCUUGCACCGAAAUAAAGUACGGAAAACGUAUUCAU